Molecule: messenger RNA, 777 nt
Organism: Neurospora tetraspora
Lineage: Eukaryota; Fungi; Ascomycota; Sordariomycetes; Sordariales; Sordariaceae
Product: S-adenosyl-L-methionine-dependent methyltransferase
Exons: 2
Coding region: 1-777 (258 amino acids)
Molecular function (GO): S-adenosylmethionine-dependent methyltransferase activity
Source: RefSeq, a predicted model, not a curated record
AUGAGCCAAAACAUCUACGACUCUAUCGACUUCUUCGAGUCAUACAGCAAGUAUCCGCGCAUGGAGAAUGGGCUCGCCGGCGCCUCGGAAUGGCCGCUCCUUGAGACCAUGCUCCCAUCCAAUCUUGUCUCCAAGACCGUACUCGACCUCGGGUGCGGCGACGGUUGGUUUUCCCGCUGGGCUCUCGACCAAGGGGCCAAAGCCGUAUGCGCCAUGGACGUGUCCAAGAAUAUGCUCAGCCGUGCCCGCGCGCUCAGUCCGCCAGACCGAUACUCGGCCAUAACCUUCCGCCAAGUCGACAUUGAGAUGUUGGAGGGCCAGGACGGGGGACUGGAUCCGGAGGCAUAUGACGUUGCCUUUAGCGGUCUCGCCCUGCACUACCUCGUCAACCUCGAGGCGGCUCUCCGCCAGGUCUUUCGGUCUCUUCGACCGGGCGGCUUGUUUGUCUUUUCCGUCGAACACCCCAUCUUUACGGCUCCUCAACGGCCGGGUUUCAAAAAGACUGGAGCUGCACAGGACUGGCCUUUGAGCAGCUACUUUGCUGAGGGAGAGCGGGAGGUUGACUGGUUGGGUGCGCCGGUUAGGAAGCAGCAUCGCACCAUUUCUAGCUAUCUCAAGACACUCCGUACAGUAGGGUUCGAAGUUGUUGUUGUGGACGAAUGGGGUGUUAGUGACGACGAUAGCCGCAAACAUCCUGACUGGCCAAAUGAUGGGGGAAUUCCACGGUUUCUGCUCAUCUCUGCGAUGAAGAGGGUAGAUGCGGCGGAUAGUCUUUAG